This is a messenger RNA of Triticum aestivum (bread wheat), 2141 nucleotides long. RefSeq lists its product as uncharacterized. NCBI's taxonomy places the organism in Eukaryota, Viridiplantae, Streptophyta, Magnoliopsida, Poales, Poaceae. The transcript has 3 exons. The coding region runs from base 48 to 1589 and encodes 513 amino acids. Gene Ontology annotation, molecular function: protein binding. The record is from RefSeq and is a predicted model, not a curated record.
UCUUCCCCUCCCUCUUCCCGCAAACAAACCCAUACCUAGCCGCCACCAUGGCCGCACCGCCGCCGCCGGCGGCGGCGCUCCCGGACGAGCUCGUCCAAGAGAUCCUCGCCCGCCUCCCGCCUGACGACCCAGCCUCCCUCCUCCGCGCGUCCCUCGUAUGCAAGGCCUGGGGCCUCGCCGUCUCCCACCCCGGAUUCCGCCGCCGCCUCCACGAGCUCCACCAAGCACCCCCCUUGCUUGGGUUCCUCCCCAGCUGGGCCAGCGAUGACACCUGCACCUUCAUCCCCACCACGGCCUCGUCCUUCUCCCUCCACGCUCCGGACUGGCACUCGUGCCGGGCCGUCGACUGCCGCCACGGCCGCGCCCUCUUCCUCUCCGUGAACCAGCACGCCGAGACACUCCUCGUGUGGGAGCCCAUCACCGGCGCCCAGAACCGCCUACCUGUGCCCGCGGCGUACGACAGCGCGAAGCCAUUUCCGGGCGCGCUGAUGUACUCUAACGCGGCGGUGUUGUGCGCAGCGGACCGGUGCGACCACCGCGACUGCCUCGGGGGUCCUUUCCGCGUGGUCUUCGUCUUCGAGGAGCACACCAAAGAGGAGCAAAAUGUCACAUCGGCGUGCGUGUACUCGCCGGAGGCCGGUGCCUGGGGCGAACUGACCUCGUUGCACACCGAGCUCUCCAUAGAAAUCACAGACAAUUCCAGCGUGCUCGUUGGCAGCUCUCUGCUCUACUUCCGGGCCAGCGCGUCCGUCCUGGAGUACGACUUGGCAAGGCAUGCCCUGACUCUGUUCGUCCCACCAGACAAUGACGAGAACGUACGUUUUAAUCUCAUUCUGACGGAGGACGGUCGACUAGGACUUAUUGAAGAUUGGUGUCCGCAUCUCAAAUUGUGGACACUGGAGAAAGGGAGUGAGGACACUGAUGCACAAUGGGUGCUGAGCCGUGUCAUCAACCUGCACAAUUUUUUCCCAGCUAGUGCUCGCUUGAGUGAAGGUUAUGGAGUGUGGGUGAUGGGCUUCGUCGAGGGAGCUAAUGUCAUUUUCGUUAACUCACUUGCUGGCGUCUUCACGAUUGAGCUACAAUCAGAGGAGGUGAGGAAGGUGUUUGUUCAUAGUAGCUUUGGUAAUUUGGUUCCGGUUGUCACCUUCUACACUCCUGUGCUCCGAGGCGUCCAACAGCAUCUGCUGGUGUCAAAGCCUAGUGGGGAGGCAGGUGGUGAGGAGGGGGGAGAGGGGGGGAAAACAAUAGAUCAGGCACAAAAGCUGUUCGACAAGGGGUCCAAUGCUAUCAGUAAGGGAGACUUUGUGAACACCUUCAAAUGCGUCAGCCACGACCACAAUAUCAGGUCUCCAGGCCAUGUGGAAGUUGUUCCAGUCUGUGCUAGCAUGUUUGGCAAAUAUGUAUGUGCAUACAAAGCUCAAGAAGUGAAUGGUUCUUUGGAUUCUGUCCCCAGGAGUGCACCAAUUGAAGAAUUGGUGAAGGGCACAACCAGGGAAGAUGAUGCUGGGGACUCAAAGACCUCUGGUAGCAGUGUUGAAGAUGCUGCUCCAUCUUCGGAGAAAUGUAAUUCUCAAGAAGUGCUACGCUGAAUCGCUGAUGGGUCAGGCCAGAAGUUUCAUCAGUCAAGUCAUUCAGCGCCUUCAGUGUGAUCUCUUUCUCCUCUGCUGCUGGGAAUUAUGAGUGUCACCUCCCAUUUUCAUGGUAAAUUGUAGGUUAGUGUCCAGACUAGCUAAAGGGAGGCACCAAAUUAAAAGUUGGCACCUGAAAGAAGUAAGAAGUGGAUGCUGCUGAAGGAUAGGAGGUUAAAAGCUAUUUGUAGCUCCUAUUUGUACCUGAUAGUUUCUGUGGAGUGGUGCCAAUUAAGACUCCGUUUAUUGACAUGUUUCAUCAAAGAUCAGUUUCAUCAGUUGCAAGGAGGUUCUCAGUUUAAUCAUGAGCGUAAAAGUUCGAUCGUAGUGAAAUGUGUGUAAUACGUACUAGCAAGAGAUAAGAUUAGUUGAAGUACAGUGAUUGGUUGAAGCUACAGCCAUUGAUUUGAUGAAACUGACUGGUUUAGUUCUGGGCUUCUGGCAUCCAUACAACUAUUUGGACAUCUCAGUUGUAAUAAUAAAAAGAAGUAUGUCAAGUCAAUCUACGAGAGA